Molecule: messenger RNA, 1783 nt
Organism: Peromyscus leucopus (white-footed mouse)
Lineage: Eukaryota; Metazoa; Chordata; Mammalia; Rodentia; Cricetidae
Gene: Gosr2
Product: golgi SNAP receptor complex member 2
Exons: 6
Coding region: 80-718 (212 amino acids)
Biological process (GO): vesicle fusion; intra-Golgi vesicle-mediated transport
Cellular component (GO): Golgi apparatus; endoplasmic reticulum membrane; late endosome membrane
Molecular function (GO): SNARE binding; SNAP receptor activity
Source: RefSeq, a predicted model, not a curated record
UGAGACCGGAAGUCGGAAGCCGGAAGUGGGGCUGUGAGGACGUGUUCCGAGGAAGCCGCAGGCCGGCUCGGCCGGCGUCAUGGAGCCGCUGUACCAACAAACGCACAAGCAGGUCCACGAGAUCCAGUCUCACAUGGGACGCCUGGAGACGGCAGACAGGCAGUCUGUGCACUUAGUAGAAAACGAAAUACAAGCAAGCAUAGACCAGAUAUUCGGCCAUCUAGAGCGUCUGGAGAUUUUGUCAAGCAAGGAACCCCCUAAUAAAAGGCAGAAUGCCAAACUCCGUGUCGACCAACUGAAGUAUGAUGUCCAGCACCUGCAGACUGCCCUCAGGAACUUCCAGCACCGGCGCUAUGCCAGGGAGCAGCAGGAGAGGCAGCGAGAGGAGCUUCUGUCUCGCACCUUCACCACUAACGACUCUGACACCACCAUACCCAUGGAUGAAUCACUGCAAUUUAACUCCUCCCUCCAGAACAUUCACCACGGCAUGGAUGACCUCAUUGGAGGCGGGCACAGUAUUCUGGAGGGACUGAGGGCCCAGAGACUGACCUUGAAGGGGACUCAGAAAAAGAUCCUUGACAUUGCCAACAUGCUCGGCCUGUCCAACACAGUGAUGAGGCUAAUUGAGAAGCGGGCCUUCCAGGACAAGUACUUCAUGAUUGGUGGGAUGCUGCUCACCUGUGCAGUUAUGUUCCUUGUAGUCCAGUACCUGACAUGAGCCAGCUGCACCCAGCACGGAGAGUCUGCCCACCAUGUGCACAUGUGCAAGCAAGAAGUGGGCUGGGAGGCCACCUUUUGAAAUGUAUGCCUUAACUGUGAAGACACCCCUCCCCCAGGACUAAUUGUGGCUUCGUAUCAAACCUGCUUUGUUUUCUGUGACAGCUGGGGAGUGGGAACUAGGGUCACCAAGAUGUGUGGUGCUUAGGAAGUGAGUGGGUCAAGACCCUGUUAUCUGGUUCUCACUGGGGGAGGGAGGGGUGGGUUUUGUGGUUUAUCCACACAGCUGAUGCUCGCCCUGGAAAGCCUGCAUGAUGAGGCUUGCACAUAGGACUGUCCACACGGUUCACUCCUUGUCAUCGCCCAGUCUUUGUGCUCCUGAUGGCUUGGCUGGAGCACAUGUGAGAAGAUGAGGAAAGAAGACUUUCCUUGUGCCUUCUGGGGUAGAUCAGUUCUCACAUCCUUCCAGCCACUACCCAGUCCCAACCCUAAGAAAACAUGACAUGUAGGUGACUAACUGCUCACACCAGCACCCUUCCCUGGAAGCAGCUACUCCAGGGAAGUGGAGACAUUGGAGCUGUUGCUGAUAACGUAAGCUUUUCCAUGCCAGUUGCUGGGUGUUUGUCCUUCCUGAGGUGAGGCCAUCAGUGUUCCUGGGGAGUGUUCAGUCUGGACACGAGUCCUGAGUCACCAGUGUUUUUCCAGUUAAUACAGCAAUUGGCAGUUCAGAGACGUAGCUUGGCACCUCCACCCAGGUUCCAGUGGGUGGGCCUUUGCCCCUUUGCAAGUAGCCAUGAGCAAAGGGUGAUUUCUAAGUUGUAGACUCAUCUAGUUCUGCCAUCUCAAAUUCUUUGACUGUCUCUCCUCUCCCUUGAAAUACAUUAGUAAUAUAUCCAUCAGCUAAGCCUCCAUUUUCCCCAGCCCUGGUAGGCCACCCUGCUAAGCAUGUCUUUAUGAGACUGUUUCAGGGACCAGGCCAUUUUCACUUUGUCCAGCCAUGAUUAAGGCUAUAUUAAUACCUGGUGUAUUGCAGAAUUUGUUUGAAAAUUAAUGUAUCUUGAGCAAG